Molecule: messenger RNA, 522 nt
Organism: Sorghum bicolor (sorghum)
Lineage: Eukaryota; Viridiplantae; Streptophyta; Magnoliopsida; Poales; Poaceae
Product: peroxidase 2
Exons: 3
Coding region: 1-522 (173 amino acids)
Biological process (GO): response to oxidative stress
Cellular component (GO): plasmodesma; plant-type cell wall
Molecular function (GO): heme binding; peroxidase activity
Source: RefSeq, a predicted model, not a curated record
AUGCCCAGCAAUGAGGGCCUUAAGUUUUGGCUGGGCUUCAGGAGGUCCAAAAUUUGUCACUGCGCGCGGGCCUGCCCGGGCGUCGCCUCGUGCGCCGGCAUCGUCCAGUUCGCCGCCGGCUUCUUUCUCGGCGACUUCAGGGUGAACCACACAGGCUACCGGGGGGCCGCUUGGACGGCCUCGCGUGUCGCUCGAGAACAACGAGACUCUCGCGUUCCUGCCCCCGCCGUCCUUCAACUUCUCCCAGCUCGUCGGCAGCUUCGGUGCCAACAGGGCCUCAGCGUCGACGACCUCGUCGUGCUCUUCGGAUCCCACACCAACGGCCGCUCCCACUGCUCCUCCUUCUCCGACCGCAUCACCACGCCGCCCUCCGACAUGAACCUUGGUCUCGCCGUGGUGCUCAAGGGGCAGUGCCCGGCCAGCCCUAACUUCACCGAUGACCCCACGGUGGUCCAAGACGGGGUCACCCCUGAUAGGCUGGACAAAGCAGUACUGACCAGUGGCGGAGCUAGGAUCGUUUAA